CUGCGCGGUCUCGCUGACUCACUGUGUGCCACUCGGCAGUCAGAGCACGUUGCACCCUUUAAUAGAGCAAUAUGAUGCAAUCUGUCUUUCCUACUGCGCUAAGGAGAUUACCUACCCUUUUAUGUUUCCAGCUUUUUCCUUCUGUGUUUUACAAUAAUAUAAGUACAAGUAAAUGCACCUUUCUUCAUUUCUAAGGUUGUAUAAACCAAGUUUUAAACCAAGCUAAAUCAUAACCAGAUGGUACCACAUUGCCUUUCGUUAUUUAGUGGAUGGAAACUAAGCCAAAUACCACUUUUUCUUAUUGCUUUUUAUUUUGUAGAAGAUUAUUAGCAGCAAAGUAAAUGUAAUUAAGAACAUUUUGCUAUCUGAUCAGCUGAUCUGCUAAAGCUGAAGUUUUAGCUGGCUUUUUGUGUGCUAAAGUAUAAAUGAUGAGCGAUAUUAUCUCAAGUAGGGCUGCAGCUAUUGAACAUUUUAGUAUUCAACUAUUCUAUCGAAUGCUCGCUCAAUUAAUCGAAUAACCUAUUUGACAACCCUUCAAGCCGGGAAAAGAAUUCUAAUGAGAUGGUAUUUCUAAAAUCCACCGACAUUAUUCCUUUUUAGAUAAAAGGGCAUCUUUAAUUAAACUAAUACAAACCGUGUUAAAACUAAUCAGUGCUAAAACUGCAACGUCCUACAAUAGUUGUGUCCAAUCCUGGUCGUGGAAGGCCACUGUCCUGAUGUUUGUUGUUUCACUGCUCUAACAAAUCUGAUUUUAAUCAGCAGCUCCUUAACAGGUUUCUGCAGAAACUGAUGAGCUACUUAACAUCUAAUUCAGAGACUGAAUCGGUUUUUUGGAGCAGGUAAACAACUAAAACCUGCUUGAUAGAGGCCCUCCAGGACCUGGAUGGGCUCCCCUGUCCUAGAAGAAGGUGUAUGUCUGGGAAUGAAGGCAAAAAUUAUUUUCUGGAAACCAUCAUCUUCUACUAUUGAAAGAGGCAGCAUGUUGCCACGCACCUAUGCAUGCACAUUCAUAUCUCUUUUACUAUGUGCAGGAUGGCAAUAAUACAGUAUAAAAGCAUAGUCAAAUAUAGAUGCAUUUGUAUAUUACAUACUACAAUGGCCUGUCAUACAGCUGCAGCAGCAGUAGCCUGGGGAGCCAUCUUAUAUAUGUGAUUAUAGUCUGGCCACGGCCCAAAGUCAGAGCUUGGUCAUGGUGCAGAUGUUGUCUUACAAUCUCUCUGCAUGCUAUUGAAAAACAAACAAUGUGACAUCCUCACCACUAUGGAUGUCAGUCAGCAGGGCAAUCCGUCAUGCACUGUAGAAGGACACAAAUACAUCCUUUUUCUAAGUAAAUGAUUUAAGUCCCUCUGUCUGCUCUUGACUCAAAAAAUUGCACAAGUUAAACAAUCCAAAGUUGAUGUCAAAGCCGUUUGAAAUGAGAAGUCGCCAUCUUUGUUGUUUCGCUCAGUUGCAGUAACGUCCUGCCCAUAAACCCACAGAGCACUGUUAUUGGCAAGACACAAGGCUGUUCAGGCCGUUGAGGCUCCUAUGGAGCGUGGCUUGACCAACCUGCCGAGCAAAAUCAUUUUGCUUUGGCUAGUUAAAUCAGAUUCAGAUUCUGAAUCUACUGUCUGUCUAGAUUUCUAGGCUAGCUGUAUGGCUCAGACUAGCAGCAACCACAUGGCUUUCUGCAUUUUUACCAUGCUUGCUUGUUUCUGUACUUUCCUCCAUGGCACUUAGAUGACAACGUUGUGUGCCAGUAAAAAGUACCCAGGCUGCAGCGCUCUCAUAUAACGAAGGCUCGGUUUUAUCUUUUCCUGCACAGGCCAACACCCACUUCCUCUACACUGUACUUACAACCUGGAAUAAUGUCUUUAUGUAUAACCUCAUCUCCCUCCAUGUUUCUCCAUGUAAAUAUUUGCAGCUCUACUAUUGAGGAUUAGUUCAUCAUUUUGUCUGUUUUAAAGAAAAACAACUCUGAAAGCUGACAACUCUUCUCAAAACCUAUUUUUGAUGUUGUCACAGAUGUUCUCUGUUAGGUCUCUCGACUCGCCAAUUUUUCUGUCUGCAUGCACCAAAAUCCUAUUCUCCUUUAAAGUCUUUGAAUAAACCAAAAUAAGGUUAAGAUAAAUGAUUAUGAGCUUGUCUCUCGCUGUAUUUUACACACCAUGAUGGGUUGCGUGUGUGCCAGGGAACCAGUGUAUUGCAUUAACACUGCGUUAAUAGCUGCAGACUUCUCCCUCACCCACUCAGCUCAUUGCUGUCCAUUUACUCAAACAUGGAAGAACAACAGAGUGGAUUUCUUCUUUAUGCAGUUGGUUGUGUAAGCUUUUUAUAUACAUCACAAGCUAAUGCUUGAGGCUUAAGCAAGAUGUUGCUAAUAAAGGCUGGUAUAAUUUUCUGAGCUAAAUGCGCAAAGUGUGGGCUUUGGGAAUUUGAGAUGUUGGGGAUCAGCAUUAACAGAGCCAGCAGCUUACAGUAGGGACUACUGGUCCCAGUAAAUGAAUAAUAAGAUUCCUUUGAUGCAGAUAAGAGGUUCAGAGGUAAUUAUAACAGUCUAAAGCCUCCCACCACCCCACAGGCUUGUUUUAUGCAUGUAAGUGCCUCAAGUACAAUAAAUACACUUUGAUUUCCAUAUAGUCUCAUUAGUCCAUAAGCUUAUUGUGGUAAUUCUACUUUUAGAAAUUGCAGAACAUGCGUUUUUAACAUGCAAACUCAAAUGCAGCAACACAAUGUGACAAUAGAGAUGUUAAAGAAGUAGCAGUUGGCUGUGAGCAAGGCCUUGCGUGAAAUGUCUGUAAAGCAAAAGGAAAUCUUUCAUGUGUAAAGUUGUGUCUGUGAAUAUAAGCAACAGGGAAACAGUGAAGGGUAAAGGACUCAGUGACUAGCUUCUUUCUUUGGCGUUUUUAACGGCCUAAAGCUGAAAGAUCCAUCUUUUUACAUUAAAAUGCAUCAGACAGUGCACAGCAAAGGGCUGCUUCAAUCAUGGAGACAUUUCUAAUGAAUUACCUCAAAUAAAAAAAACUCCCAAGUGUGUGUCAAGUAAGUAGAAGACAUUAGCUUUCACACACAUAAAUGUUUUACAGAAAGUCAUUGGAUAUGCUAAGUAAACUGUCACAUUUUAAACACUUUUAAUGCUUUUUUAAGUUGGUUUACCUUUGGGUGCAUCAUUAUUGACAAUAAGGGUGUGUGAGUAUAUCGGUGUGACGGAGUUUUCUUAGAUCAUUUUGAUAAAACAAGAAAGAGGAUGUGAGGUUUAAUCUCCCAUAGGCCUGUGAAUCAGUUUUUCACAGGAAUUAUCUGUAAGACUAAUAUGAGGAAAGAUCUUUUAUACUUUUAUUUUCAUUGACAUUUUGGAAAUUGUUUCCAUCCAACACCUCCAUUUUUUUCUAAAAAUUCACCUUUGCUAGCUUCUUUGGUACCUAGAAACCUAGAGAGAAUUAUUUGUAAUCACAUGAGAAGAUUACAGCCAACAGUGUGGCACCCACGAUAGGGCUGGGCAAUAAAUUGAGAAUGUAUCAAAAAUUCUGACUAACCGAUAUAAUGUUUUGGUUUUCGGCAUAUCCAUGACAAUAAAUUAGAUAAUAAUGAUGAAAAUAAAAAGGUGUUGGCGACGUUCAUGUCCCUUUAAGAAGCUGUUCUGCCUUGAGUCAGGUGACAACGAUUAGCUACUUUGGACCAGAGGUUGUUAUAAAAGUGUAAGACAGCUGUCCAGUUGUUGUACUUUGAAAGAAUCAAUGCUUUAAACAAUAACAAAAACAUAAGGAAUACAUUGAAAUAUGCUCAACAGCUCUGUCAGACUGUUUUAUUUUUGUAUUAUGGCACAAGAAAAGGAUAUUGUGCCUGUUUGAUGUGCGUGAAUCAUGAAAAAUUGUCUGUCAUGCCCACAAAGAAGGGCGGAAAGAGAGGAAGAGGAAAAAGGAUAUCAGAGGAACCGAUCAACAACCUUGGGGCUUCAUUUUUUUUUACGGUGAAAAGAACAUGAGCGAGAGAGAAGGCAAAAAAGAAGCUGAUGAAGAGGCUGGCCGCGCAAAAAUUGUCAUCAGCCCAUGGCUCGAGACGUGGAACUGAUAUUUAAUUCAAUCUCUGAACUCCGAACAAGGGAGGGGAGAGAUGGAGGCAGAAGGAGCCAGAGAGAGAGAGAGAGCGAAAGUGUGCUGUCACAUGAGAGGGAGGAGUAAGUAAGGUGAAGGGAGGGAGCGAGAGGACUGAAGCACUGAUGGGGCGCCACCGGCAAGGAGGGAGUGAUAGAGGAGAGUGGAAGCACAACAGCCUGAAUAGAGUGGUGUGCAGAAGAACUGGAAUGCCAAGGACAACAAGGGAGGGCAAAUGAAGAGGAAAACUUCAAGAAAAUCAGGAAAGUAGACUGCACCUAUAUGGGAAAGUAUCCAGUGAAAGAGGUAAAGAGAAGAUCUGGUACCCAAUGAGGUCAGAUGGCUGAACAAGUGACUUGCAGACUCGUUUUGUUCUGCUGUAAGAUAAACGCAUAGCGAACCUUUGUUUGCAGACAGAACACCUGUUACUGUGAGUGCUCCAGGUUUGAAUGUACUAGACUGUCUCUGCAGCAUUUCAUCUAUCUGCAUGAAGCUUGACCUUCCUUAGCCGGCAAAGCGUGUGGCUGCAGAAAGAGAAAAUAGAAAGGAGAGGUGAAGUGAGGGUGUGUAUAGAAAAACAGAAGUAGAGAUAGUGUUAAAGUGGAGUAGCAGCAGAGGGAGUUGUUGCUGUGAUUAGUGUGCUAGCACUGUCCUGGUGUAAGUCCUCAACUUGGAGCUCCUUUUGCAGUACAGUAAAUUGGAACUUUCUCAGACAGAAAAAGCUUGGACCUUCAAUCAUCUUCACUGUCUGAAACGCUGGGCACCACCAAGCCCUGUGGACUGAAACUUGAACUGAUCCUCAGGAAAAGGCCAGGGUAGUCUUUUCUUCUUGUGAAAUGCACUUUUAGAUACGCUUUUUGCAUGCUGGUGCUUAAACUCCUCAAUAACAGUGGAUAUGUCAGACAUUCCUCAAGGGUUCUUGGGUCGAGCUCCCAGAGUGGGAGAGACUAAACUGGGAGAGGGUAUGAGAACGGGGGAAAGAGAUGCCCCGCUGAGGCUGUCACCUUUUCGUAUGCUUCGGAUGCUGGACUCGUGUCGCCCACCAGGAAAUCGUAUUGGUAUUGUCCAUGAAAAUGUUAAGAUGGGAUCAGAUGGGGAGAGUGAUCAAGCUUCUGGGACAUCUUCAGAUGAAGUCCAGAGUCCGGUGAGGGUUCGCAUGAGGAACAAUCAUCAUCGACGUAUAUCUACUGAGGACAUAAACAAACGUUUGUCUCUCCCAGCUGAUAUCAGACUACCGGAGGGCUACGUGGAGAAGUUUGCAAUGAACAGCCCUCCCUUUGAUAAACCCAUGAGCCGCAGGCUUCGACGUGCAUCACUGUCUGAAAUAGGCUUUGGGAAACUUGAGACUUACAUCAAACUGGACAAACUAGGCGAGGGUACCUAUGCUACAGUGUUUAAAGGCCGAAGCAAGUUAACAGACAAUUUAGUGGCUCUGAAAGAGAUUCGCCUGGAGCACGAAGAGGGCGCGCCCUGCACAGCCAUCCGAGAAGUAUCACUACUGAAAGACUUGAAGCACGCUAAUAUCGUCACUCUCCAUGACAUCAUCCACACUGACAAGUGCCUGACUCUUGUGUUUGAGUAUUUGGAAAAAGAUCUCAAGCAGUAUAUGGACGACUGUGGGAGCAUCAUGAGUGUUCAUAACGUCAAGAUUUUCCUCUUCCAGCUUUUAAGAGGACUAGACUACUGCCAUAAAAGGAAGGUUCUCCACAGAGACCUAAAACCCCAAAACCUGCUUAUCAACGAUAAAGGAGAGCUCAAACUAGCAGAUUUUGGCCUAGCUCGAGCCAAGUCUGUCCCUACGAAGACGUACUCAAAUGAAGUUGUAACACUAUGGUACCGACCUCCAGAUGUGCUGCUGGGCUCAACGGAGUACUCUACACCCAUUGAUAUGUGGGGUGUUGGCUGUAUCUUUUAUGAGAUGAUCACAGGCAGACCUCUUUUCCCUGGGUCUACUGUGGAGGAUGAGCUGCACCUCAUAUUUCGAAUCCUCGGUACUCCUACAGAAGAAACUUGGCCUGGUAUCACAACCAGCGAAGAGUUUAAAUCUUACAACUUCCCCCACUACCAAGCAGAACCUUUUGUCAGCCAUGCACCAAGGAUAGACAGCGAUGGUCUUAACUUACUCUUGAUGCUCUUACGGUUUGAAGCAAAGAAACGAGUAUCAGCUGAGGAGGCUCUCAAACACUCCUAUUUCAAGAGUCUAGGGCAAGAGGUUCAAACUCUAGCUGACACUGCUUCAAUCUUCUCUGUAAAAGGCAUCCAGCUCGUGAGAGAUCCAGGGAAAAGAUCCUCAAUCCACCCAGAGUCCUCGAUGGCCCAUAAGCUAGGCUCUGCACCCUCGCAGUACUUCCAGAGAGAAGCAGCCAAUCCCAGGGCUCAGAGUCACAAUCUCUCCUCUACUUCUACUGGCUGAGUGGGUCCUACUGUUCUGCCAUGGGGAAGAGCAGGAGGCAGAGUAUGUUGUUUUAAUGCUGGUGGGGCGAUGAGAUGACGUGGACAGUGACAACAUCAGCGGUCACAUCAGACUUACUUUUCUAGACCCUGCCACUAACAAAACUUGAGGAGCGACACACAGCCUGCCACAAAAAUCAUGCACUCAUGCUGGAAGAGAAAAAAUAUAAAAGGACACACACACACACACACACACACACACACACACACACACACACGCACACAGGACUUAAAACUAGGCCAGUACUCAAGAAAAAUGCAUAAAUAUUCAGCUCAACCUUCAAAUGUCAAAUUGAUAAAACGAAGUGAUACUGGAAAAAGGGGAAUGGGAAUUCUCCUUGCUGCUACUACUACCGCUGCUGCCCAGCAGAGGGCAGUGAGAGGAUGUGAACUUGCUGUAUCAUUGAGCUGGAAGGAGAAAUGAGUCAAAGGCAGAGUGAGACAGAUAUGUCCCCUCUUCCUCUCCAUUUUUUAGAUUAUUGCUGUACAUAAACUCUGCUUCCUCAUAGCACACCUCAGCCCGAAUCCAAACUCUUUACAAAUUGCACCUCAAUUCUUCUACAUCCCUUUAUGACAUGAGCUGUCUCCAUCUUUUUCUCUUAUUUUCAAACUCUUCCUAUCAAUCUUUAGCUCCUAUCAACAUGCUGACUCACGCUGAUGGCUCACUUGAAAAAGACGAGUGUGUGUAUAUAAUUGGAGUUUACAGAGAUACACCUUUUUGCACCUUAUUGCCCAGCAGAGGUCAGGGUGGCUGUCUUUAUGUUACAGUCACUCGAGCAGAACAGGAUGAAAAUUACACAGAUGAAGAAGAAACCAACUGAUAAACCGAAAACGGUAGACGUAUUGCACUACUUCACUACUUCAUAAUUAAAAACACUGUAAUCCUCAUAAUAAAACUUCAUACGCUGCAACGAACACUAUUUUAGAGAAGAACAACACUGAGGAGGUAAAGGAAGUGUACAAAUACCGCUUGUCCCAAGACACACCCCCUCUUCUUCCUUUGCUUUCGAGGAGUUGUGUCGAUUUGUUGCCUGAUGUGCAGGUGUUUGUGGUUUAUUUGCACCUGAUUUGACCUUUUUUACACAAUUAGAUCAUCUUAAAUCAAAUGUUUAUCGUUAUUUUUUACCCUUUUACUUUUCUAAGAAAAAUCUGUAUAUGAUGACAAAUUUGACUUUUGUCAGAGAAACGAUAAUUCCAGGUUGCUUUUCUCAGUCAUAACAGUGGGCGGCAACGUGUUGCACAUUCCUCAAGCUCAGGACUUUUUGCUUGUGUCGUUUUGUGGAUGCGGUGAAGUGCAAAUGUUCCCCAGUAGAGCAAAUUUGUAUGUAAAGAUUUUUCUCAGCAUAAACCUGUCAAGUCUUUGAAGUUAUCCAUUCCCUUUUAUUUCCACCGUAAUGGUCUGAAACUAUCCUACAUAUGUCUGUUUCCCUGUCAUCUGUUUUAGCAUGUUUCUGUAUUAAACAUGGUGAGUUGGUAUGUGAAAUAGCUGCUGCAGGAAAAGGAAUACCUCCUUUAAAAUGUGCAUGACUUUAUAACGUGAUUCUUACAUCGAACAUUAUACAUUAGCACCUGAAGAUGUACCAAAACCAACACAAAGACAACACACUGUAAAGCAGCAGGGCAAUGUGACAGAAGCAGCUCUGGAGCCUGAUAACAGAACACACAGGACCAAAGUGAGUCCUCCAGGUACCAGGUGUUCAAGCACACAACUUUUUCACAAGUCAAUUACCCGAAAACAUGUCCUGUGUCUGUGAUUAUUUUGUCUCGAACGGAUUCAGAAAGAUUCAAGUGAUUUCAUGCUUCUCUCAUGAAGAAAAAAAACCCCAACGUAUUUUCUUAGAGUGUGCAGUAUGUAGCAUGUAUAUAGAUAAUCCCUAUGUAUAUAUAUGUAAAUGUACAGGUUUGAUACUGCUAUUCAUUCUGGACUUUCUUUCCUUCUUCCAUUUUUUGCCUUUCUUUAAUUAAAAUCCUUAAAAAAUCAUAGCAAUAUUUCUGUAAUCAAUAAAAAGCCAUGGAAAUAGGUUGAUUGCAAAUGUGUUUAUUUAGUACAGAAGGUAUGACUGAAGAUGCAACUGUGAGACUUGACAACAUUGAUGGUUGAUUUCUUUUUUUUUCCUGUUUAACACAACAGAGCCAAUAAAAUAAAAUAAAAAAUCCAAAAACAUA
This is a messenger RNA of Nothobranchius furzeri (turquoise killifish), 8690 nucleotides long. Its product is annotated as cyclin-dependent kinase 17. Lineage: Eukaryota; Metazoa; Chordata; Actinopteri; Cyprinodontiformes; Nothobranchiidae. Gene Ontology annotation, cellular component: nucleus; cytoplasm; synaptic vesicle. Gene Ontology annotation, biological process: protein phosphorylation; exocytosis; neuron projection development. Gene Ontology annotation, molecular function: ATP binding; cyclin-dependent protein serine/threonine kinase activity. The record is from RefSeq and is a predicted model, not a curated record.